AUGACGACCGACAACCGGGGCCCCGUUCUCUUCGUGCUCAUCGAUGGCCUCGCAGACUGGUCCAUCGAGAUGGACAAGUACCUCCCUGGCGCCGGCGUGGCAACGCCACUGGCGGCUGCGCGAACGCCAGCCAUGGACGCGAUCGCGGCUGGCGGCUUGAGCGGCCUCAUGGACCCUGUCGAGCCUGGCCUCGCCUGCGGCAGCGACACGGCGCACAU
This is a messenger RNA of Saprolegnia parasitica CBS 223.65, 218 nucleotides long. RefSeq lists its product as hypothetical. The transcript has a single exon. Gene Ontology annotation, molecular function: metal ion binding. Lineage: Eukaryota; Oomycota; Saprolegniomycetes; Saprolegniales; Saprolegniaceae. The annotation marks the transcript as partial. The record is from RefSeq and is a predicted model, not a curated record.